This is a messenger RNA of Danaus plexippus (monarch butterfly), 905 nucleotides long. RefSeq lists its product as uncharacterized. The record is from RefSeq and is a predicted model, not a curated record. The transcript has 2 exons. Gene Ontology annotation, cellular component: egg chorion. NCBI's taxonomy places the organism in Eukaryota, Metazoa, Arthropoda, Insecta, Lepidoptera, Nymphalidae. The coding region runs from base 326 to 817 and encodes 163 amino acids. Gene Ontology annotation, biological process: multicellular organism development; chorion-containing eggshell formation. Gene Ontology annotation, molecular function: structural constituent of egg chorion.
UUAUUAGUUACUGAUCGUUAAUUUCGUUGUAAACAUAAAAACAACUGGUUUUCUCAGUCAGGUCAGGGACCACCAUGCUACAGCGCAAAUCAUACAGACUUUUAGACACCAAACUAAGAUCACUUGUAUUUUAAAUCUAUAAUGUUUUAUAACCACGACAUAUUUCACUAUAAUUUAAACGUUCAAGAAUGCUACACGUAAAGAUUUGUUACGCAUCAUUUCUGGGAAUUAUAGAUUUUUAUCUCUCGUAGUUGAAUUUCGUAAAACAUUGAUAAAUCUAUAUAAAACGGAAUCACAUCUUUAUAUUAAUUAUAACUAAACUAAGAUGUCUUCCGUAACAGUAAUUUGUGUUCUGGCUUUCCAGUUAAUAUCCUGUCAAUGCAGGACUUUCAAAUGUGGAUAUUCUAAAGGAUAUAAUAAUUUGGCUUACGGAAGAAACAGCUUAUCUUAUUAUUUGCCGAGCAUAUCGUACGGAUCUUGCGUGCGUACUAAUGGCAUAGAUUACGGAACCCGCCAAUCAAAUGCCAAGCCCAUGGCCAAAAGUGGCUUUUUCGUGACCAGUGCAUCAUCGAUAAUACCAAGCGGCGUGUCAUUUAUUUCAGAUGGCUUAAAUAUGGAUGGCAUAUUGAGAGUCUAUGGCCAAUUGCCAGUGCUGGGCACUGUGGCAUUAGAUGGGAAUGUUUAUGGCAGUGGACAGGGUGCGGUGUCGUAUGAUAAUGGAAACGUCAACAAUUUUAUUGGCCUCAAACUUCUGAGUGAUUACAGUUCGGGAUUUAUCAAUCCUAUUCCGAAUAGUGUGAAAGGCAUUUUAUAUUAAUGCAGCCAUUUUUAUUUUAGAUUAGAAAUUGAGCUGUAUACGUAAAUUAGUGACGUAUUUACUAUUAAUAUUUAAAUUUGUUAGGAUU